AAUCUUGGUCUUAACCAUGGGCUUUGUUUUUCUUGUUUUCACCCUUUCGCUUAGCUGUCUUUGAAAUAUCCUGGGAACAAAGGAGUGGCGCAUUAGGAUGGAUGGAGAAGAAGAAGGAGCAGCAUAUGGAUGGACGGGUGGACAAAAACUGGCUUUGCCUUAUUUUUGUUUUUUCGAGGAACGUUUCUUACAUCUUACACUCCAUUUCUUUGUGCAUAAAUUGCAUCGCAAACCUCUUUUUUCUUUCUGCCUUCUUCACACCCGUACGACUUGCAAUCACGUCUACACAUCGCAAUCCUUCUUUUGACGAUGUUGCCGUUUUGCAUGGACGUCUUUUUACAGUCACACAUGUUGAAUCCACCUCAUGUGUUUUUUUCUCAACUAUUUUCAAGCUUUGUAUGUAUGGAAAACAAGGGUCAAGGCAAAAGGCUAUGAUGAAUCAAUGAACCACGUUUCACGAUGGCAUAGAAGAGGACGGCGAAUACCUGCUGGAUGGGGAGUCCUUGUGUGCAUAAAAUGAAGAUCAUUCCACAGAGAAGAGGAAUCCGAGUAUCUGCCAAAUGACGGUGUAAACGUCACCACAUUAUUUUACAGUGCCUACACUAUCACCA
Neurospora hispaniola is the source of this 611-nucleotide messenger RNA. RefSeq lists its product as uncharacterized. Lineage: Eukaryota; Fungi; Ascomycota; Sordariomycetes; Sordariales; Sordariaceae. The record is from RefSeq and is a predicted model, not a curated record. Bases 102 to 446 code for a protein of 114 amino acids. The transcript has a single exon.